UUUUCGAUGAUAUAAUAAAAUUUCAAAACGUCGGUAGAUACAGAGAGAAAACUCUUUUGUAUUAAUGAAGAAGCAAAUUGAUACGACAUUCAAUUUUUAAACACGUAGUAGUCGACAUCUUCUCCUUAUCAUAAACACAAAACGUUCACUUUCCUUUAGCCCUAUUCCCAUUUUUCUCAUUUCAUCUUUAACAACCUUUCAUUGCUAUAUAUUCAUCAUAGUCACACAAACCCAUUUAUCUCAUAAUCUCUCAGCUUUUAGAAACCAUGGCGUUUCUAAGAACCAAUAGCCUUUCUUUCUUCCUCUUCACGGUACUCCUCUCUUUCUCUACCUUCUUUACCGAUGCAAGGAGGUUUGAAGUCGGAGGGAGCGGCGCGUGGGUUCCAAAUCCGCCGGAAAAUUACGGAUCUUGGGCUGGAAAGAGCCGUUUCGUAGUACACGACACACUCUAUUUCAGCUAUGCUAAGGGAAUGGACUCGGUGCUAGAGGUGAACAAGGCUGAUUACGACGGAUGUAAUACCAAGAAUCCUAUCAAGAAAGUUGACGACGGAGAUUCUGAGAUCUCGCUUGAACGCUCUGGUCCAUUUUACUUCAUCAGUGGCAAUGAAGAUAACUGUAAGAAGGGACAAAAGCUUACUGUCGUUGUCUUGUCCGUUAGAACUCCGGCUCCUCCUCAAGCAGCAUCACCGGGAAAAUCUCCUCCGGGAUCAAUUCCACCUAAGUCUUCUUCCCAUGUUUCUCCGGCCACUUCUCCACCCGCACACACACCACCUAAAUCCUCUUCCCCUGUUUCUCCGGCGACUUCUCCACCCGCACCUACGCCACCUAAAUCUUCUUCCCCUGUUUCUCCGUCUUCUGCUCCGGUGACUUCUCCGCCGGGAUCAAUGCCACCUAAGUCUUCUUCCCAUGUUUCUCCGGCGACUUCUCCACCGGCACCUAUGCCACCUAAAUCUACUUCCCCUGUUUCUCCGGUGACUUCUCCACCGGGAACAAUGCCACCUAAAUCAUCUUCAUCCCCUGUUUCUCCGGCGACGUCUCCACCGGCACAUACACCACCUAAAUCAUCUUCCCCUGUUUCUCCGUCUUCUUCUCCAGUGACUUCUCCGCCGGGAUCAAUGCCACCUAAAUCAUCCUCCGCUAAGUCUCCGGCAACUUCUCCACCAGGUUCAAUGGCACCUAAAUCUUCCUCUCAUAUGUCUCCGUCGACUUCUCCACCCGCACCUAUGCCACCUAAAUCCUCUUCCCCUGGUUCUCCGUCCUCUGCUCCGAUGACUUCUCCGCCGGGAUCAAUGCCACCUAAAUCCUCAUUCCCUGGUUCUCCGUCAUCUUCUCCGCCGGGAUCAAUGUCACCUAAAUCAUCUUCCCCUGGUUCUCCGUCGUCUUCUCCGGUGACUUCUCCGCCGGGUUCAAUGCCACCUAAAUCUUCCUCCGCUGGUUCUCCGGCAACUUCUCCGGUGACUUCUCCGCCAGCUCCUCCGUCGUAUGCACCGGGUUCUUCACCGCCGGGAUCAAUGUCACCUAAAUCAUCUUCCCCUGUUUCUCCGGCAACUUCUCCGGUGACUUCUCCGCCAGCUCCUCCGUCGUAUGCACCGGGUUCUUCACCGUCAGGAUCAAUGGCACCAAAAUCUUCUUCCGCCGGAUCCCCAUCUUCGUCUCCCGCAGGAUCUCCUUCCUCUGUUUCUUAUUCGCCGUCAGAUUCUCCGUCAGCAUACUCGCCGUCGGAGAUGGGUCCCUCGGGAGAUGCCCCGUCAGGUUCGGCGAUGGGUCCUUCCGGAGAUGCUCCCUCAGCCUCGGCGAUGGGUCCCUCCGGAGGUGCUCCGUCAGGUUCGACGGUGGGUCCGUCUGCCUCCGGUGAAAUCACUUCGCCGGCGGAAGCUCCAGGCGAGAAAAAGUCCUCUGCGAAUGGUAUGGCCGUUAUGUCGGUAACUACAGUUUUAAGUCUGGUUAUAGCCAUGUUUAUGUCAGCUUAAGAACAUUUGGAGGCUAGUUUCAUUUCGAGUCUCUACUUUAUUUUUAUUUUUGUUAAUUGUUUUUCGGAUUCCAUCGUAAUUAUGUAUUAUUGAGUAUAGUUGGAUAACUUGGAUUGUUGUUUUGUUAUAAUAAAUAAGAGUCACGCUAUUGUGUU
This is a messenger RNA of Brassica napus (rape), 2125 nucleotides long. RefSeq names its product early nodulin-like protein 2. The transcript is spliced from 2 exons. Gene Ontology annotation, molecular function: electron transfer activity. The record is from RefSeq and is a predicted model, not a curated record. The coding region runs from base 267 to 1970 and encodes 567 amino acids. Lineage: Eukaryota; Viridiplantae; Streptophyta; Magnoliopsida; Brassicales; Brassicaceae. Gene Ontology annotation, cellular component: plasma membrane.